CUAGUCGCCGACUAGUCGUCCAGUCGGAAAUUGGGUAUCGACAAGGGCAACGACUAGCGACUAAAGGGUUAGGAUGCAAGGAAUCACGGAUCUGGUGUCGUUUGGCAUCCCAGAACCCUUGCAGAGGGAGGGGGACAACACCAAUAGACUACCUGGUGUCAUGUGGGUCUUGCCGGAUUUAUAUCUUGAUGUUCGUAAGAAGGAUUAUGGAGGAGAUCUGUUUGUUGAUGGAAAAGUCAUUCCACGGCCACAAUACAAAUUCAACUGGAGGCAAAAUGAUAGAAACCGGCCCCGACCACGAUACGAUAGACGUCGAGAAACAGUGCAGAUCAGUAGGAGGCAGGAAGUAAGCCAGCAUGCUGCUCCUCUACAGCAUUUGGAGCCCUGUGGUGAUGUGUGAAUUGAGUGAUAGAGGCACUACUCAAUCU
This is a messenger RNA of Cuscuta campestris, 428 nucleotides long. Lineage: Eukaryota; Viridiplantae; Streptophyta; Magnoliopsida; Solanales; Convolvulaceae. The record is from the annotation of a GenBank genome assembly.